Zeugodacus cucurbitae (melon fly) is the source of this 3172-nucleotide messenger RNA. RefSeq names its product exosome complex exonuclease RRP44 (gene Dis3). Lineage: Eukaryota; Metazoa; Arthropoda; Insecta; Diptera; Tephritidae. The record is from RefSeq and is a predicted model, not a curated record. The coding region runs from base 108 to 3071 and encodes 987 amino acids. Gene Ontology annotation, biological process: rRNA catabolic process. Gene Ontology annotation, molecular function: RNA binding; 3'-5'-RNA exonuclease activity; endonuclease activity. The transcript has 9 exons. Gene Ontology annotation, cellular component: nuclear exosome (RNase complex); cytoplasmic exosome (RNase complex).
UGAAACAUAUGUUUUUUAUUGCACAUUUGUUGUUUUUCCACAUGUUUGCCGCUUUCUUAUUGAAUUUGCUGUUAAAAGUUUUUAUUAAUUAAAACUAAAGUUUCAAAAUGCAGACAAUUCGCGAAUUCACGCGAAAAACAAAGCGUGGCAAUAUCUUGAAGAUCGUGCGUGAGCAUUAUCUUCGCGAUGAUUUAGGUUGUGGCGCCCAGAUAUGUGAAAAUUGUGUGCAGGAUGAAACAUCGGUAGCCUUGCUGCCAGAGCGCGAGAUGAAAAGCACAUUAUUUCCCUUUCCACACUAUAUAGUCUUGGAUACAAAUGUAGUGCUUAACCAAAUCGACGUACUAGAAGAAGAUGCAAUAUCCAAUGUGAUUGUACUCUCGACAGUCCUGAGUGAAGUAAAGCAUAAUAGUAGUGCAGUUUAUAAGCGCUUUCGUGAGGUGGUGCAGCAUAAGCCGCGCGGUUUUUAUGUGUUUGUGAAUGAGCAUCACAAGGAUACAUACGUGGAACGUGAGCCCGGCGAGAGUGCAAAUGAUCGUAACGAUCGUGCUAUUAGGAAAGCUACACUGUGGUAUGACCAGCAUAUAGGAGAAGCGCAAAAUAAUCGCUCAUUCCAAAAGUCAGGACGGUUGCGCACUAGAGUUGUUAUGCUCACAGAUGAUGUUGGCAAUAGGGAGCGUGCUGAAAAGGAUGGCAUAUUGGUAGCGAACGCGGAGGAGUAUGUAAAAUCAUUAACUGAUUUUCCAAUGUUAAUUGAUAAAUAUGCGCGCAAGAGUUUUGAAAGUGAUAAAAAGUCAUUGCCUAUAUUCCCGACACACUUAAGUGUUAACGAAAUACAUGAAGGGAUUAAAGCGAAAAAGCUUUUGCAGGGCUCGUUUCAGGCAUCACGUGAAAAUUACUUGGAGGGUGCAGUAUCCGUCGAAGGUUAUGAACAUCCGGUACUCAUACAAGGUCGUGAAGCACUUAAUCGUGCUGUUGACGGAGAUAUUGUGGCGAUCGAGCUUCUACCACAAGAGGAGUGGACAGCACCAAGUGAAAUUGUUUUAGAAGAGGGCGUCGAUGAAGAUCCCGGUGAUAAUGUGGAACGCACUGAGAAAGAACAAGCCGUCUUCGAGAAGAACCUCACAAAAUCUGAUGAAAUCAGACCUACCGGGAAAGUAGUUGGUAUUAUACGUCGCAAAUGGCGUCAAUAUUGUGGUAUUUUACAACCAAGUCUGCUCGAGAACGCGUCACGUCAUUUAUUCGUACCGGCUGAUCGUAAAAUUCCACGUAUACGUAUAGAAACACGUCAGGCGGAACAACUACAAAAUAAGCGCAUAAUUGUAGCUAUCGAUUCUUGGCCACGCAAUUCACGCUAUCCUCAUGGUCACUUUGUGCGCAGUCUUGGUCCGUUAGGUGAUAUGAAUACCGAAAAUGAAGUGAUCUUGCUGGAACACGAUGUGCCGCACAGCAAGUUCUCUGAGGAAGUAUUGAGUUUCCUACCAAAACUGCCUUGGAUAAUUACGGACGAAGACUAUGCAAAACGUGUCGAUUUACGCGACUUGUAUAUUUGCUCUGUGGAUCCGCCAGGCUGCACAGAUAUUGAUGAUGCGCUUCAUUGUCGUGAACUACCGAAUGGGCGUUUAGAAGUGGGUGUACAUAUCGCUGAUGUAAGUCACUUUAUACGGCCGGGCAACGCUUUGGACAAGGAGGCAGCAGCACGUGGUACCACUGUUUAUUUGGUAGGCAAACGUAUUGACAUGGUGCCGGAACUUUUGAGUUCCAAUUUAUGUUCGCUAGUAGGUGGCGUGGAACGUUUUGCAUUCUCCUGUAUCUGGGAACUGGAUAAUGAGGCGAAUGUUUUAGCAAAACGCUUUCACAAGAGUGUAAUCAAAUCAAAGGCGGCAAUGACAUACGAACAAGCACAAAUCAUUAUUGAUGACGCCACACAGCAAACAGAAAUCGCUAAAUCGCUGCGACAUCUCAAUAGAUUAGCGAAGAUAUUAAAGAAACGGCGUAUGGAUAAUGGCGCCUUAGUGUUAGCCUCGCCUGAGAUCCGUUUCCAGGUGGAUAGCGAAACGCACGAACCACUCGAAGUGGAAGCGAAACAAGUGCGUGAAACCAAUUCCAUGGUUGAAGAGUUCAUGUUGCUGGCUAAUUGUACCGUGGCCGAGCAUAUUUGCGCAGAAUUCCCCGAAUGCGCUAUGUUACGUCGACAUCCGCGUCCUGCGCCCAGCAAUUUUGAGCCCCUUAUUAAAGCUGCGAGCCAUCAAGGUUAUGAAAUUAAAACCGAUACUGGUUUAGAGUUGGCCAGCUCAUUAGAUGCUUGUGUGAAACCGGACAAUGCAUACUUUAAUACGAUGAUACGCAUUCUGACAACUCGUUGCAUGAUGCAGGCAGUGUACUUUAUCAGUGGCACGCUGCAGCCGGAAGAAUUCUUCCAUUACGGUUUGGCAUCACCGAUAUAUACGCAUUUCACUUCGCCCAUUCGUAGAUACUCGGAUAUCAUUGUGCAUCGCCUAUUAGCUGCUUCCAUUGGCUCGGAUAGCACAUACGCCGAUUUGCUGGAUAAGAAGCUGAAUGAAGAGUUAUGUCAUAAUCUAAAUUAUCGCCACAAGAUGGCACAAUAUGCGGGACGUGCAUCUGUGGCGCUGAAUACGCAUUUGUUCUUCCGUGGCAAAACACAGGACGAAGAAGGCUAUGUGUUGUUUGUACGUAAGAAUGCCUUGCAAGUGCUCAUUCCUAAAUUUGGUUUGGAGGGUACCGUAUACCUAAACCCCUUAUCCGGCGACAAAAAGCCGACUACAGGCGACGUAAUAUUUAAAUUUAACGAAGAGGACUAUACACAACGUUGCGGUGAUGUCGUUUUCCAUGCGUUUGAUCCAGUGACUGUACGUUUGAGCUUAGACUCGCGCAAUGUCCAACAUGAAAAACUCGUAUUUCAAUUGGUUAAACCAUAUAUCAAGGGCUUCAGCGUUGACUUAACUACAGAGCAGAGUGGCGAUGUGGAAAUGCUGGACGCAGCGGUGUCAAAUGUAGCAGAUGGCGUUCCGCCACAAAAGAAGAGCAAAAAGUCACAAAAGAAAAAGAAAUAAUUAUUUGUAGUGUUGCAUAAAGUAAAACCCUCUUUUUUUACUAAUAAAGAAAAAACGCACUGAUAUUACUAGGUAUUAUGUUUGCGUUGUAAUCAAAUUAA